Seriola aureovittata is the source of this 3867-nucleotide messenger RNA. RefSeq lists its product as uncharacterized. Gene Ontology annotation, cellular component: SCF ubiquitin ligase complex. NCBI's taxonomy places the organism in Eukaryota, Metazoa, Chordata, Actinopteri, Carangiformes, Carangidae. Bases 360 to 1511 code for a protein of 383 amino acids. The record is from RefSeq and is a predicted model, not a curated record. Gene Ontology annotation, biological process: protein polyubiquitination; SCF-dependent proteasomal ubiquitin-dependent protein catabolic process. The transcript is spliced from 3 exons. Gene Ontology annotation, molecular function: protein binding.
AUCACCAACGAGCCACAACAAAAACAACAACAGAACUCAGCUGUUCGGCGGCUAACUAGCCGGCCUAGUUACUGAAUUCUGUUCUCUACAGUUUUUAGGUGUUUCAUUUGUACAUUUUACUUUUUACAGUUACUAAUGCAUUCGGAUACAAAGCAAAUUAUAUAAAAUAUUCAACGAUGCGCGGCAAUUAGCUGUAUUAUUUUAAACCCCUUUGUCUCAUCUCUGCUAGCUCCUAGCAGGUUAGCAUUUAAACUGAGGACGAGGGGGAGCCAGUUCGACCAAAAGACUUCACCAGGCCAGAAACAUUUAUGGCAGAACUAGACCACAAGACCGACCGGUGGAGAUUCUGACCUCCACCAAUGACGACCAACAUCAUUUCCUCAUCUGUCAUCAUGUCACCGAGAAAAAGACCCCUGGUGCCUGUAAGCAGCCGUCGGAAAGCAACGGAUGACUACUUCCCUUUCAACUUCCUGCCGGUGGAGUGCCAGCUGCAUGUCUUGUCCUUUCUGAAUGAGGUGGAUAAGUGUAGCUGUGCCUUGGUUUGCCUGAGCUGGAGCUGUCUCGUCCGCUCGUGGAAGCUGUGGCGGGUGGCUGACUAUUCCCGUCGCGGUGUCUUCCAUCUGGGUCAGGAGGGGCUGCUUGUUUCCAACCGUGAGUUCGAGAGGUGGAAAUCCUGGGUCCACCAUUACACCCACCACCUCAUCUCCCGCCGGGCGAGCCUGCUCACACUGAAGGCCAGCUUUGACCUGGGGGAUCGUUGCAACAAGUGGUGCGAGCUGCUGAGCCACCUGCUGGAUAAUGUUCACUGCAGAGACCUCAGCCACCUGGACCUCAACUGGACCUUUACUCUUCUCGAGCCGCUGGACCUCAGGGUCCACUCCAGCUCCAGCUCACACCAGGACAGCAUUACCAAAAUGGACCAGGUGACGAGUUUCCAGGAGUUGCUGACCAAACUCACCCACAGCUGCCCGCGCAUCUCUAAGAUGCGGCUGCAUUUUGACUGGUCGGACUUGUCCGUGUCGCUGCUCACCCAGUUCCAGCAGCUCAGAGUCCUUGAGCUCAAAUAUUUCUGGGUCUUUAAAGGAGUGACUCCCUCGACGCUGCAGACCCUAACCAAAUCCCUGCCUAACCUAAAGUCUCUGACUCUACACAUCCUGGUGCCGCUAAGGAAUCUGGGCAUCUCGUACACUCUGGAGUCCCAGUCUCUGGAGUUCCUGGACGUGUCGCCCAGCCGAGGCUUAGUCUUCUCCUGCCUGAAGCUGCCGGCCCUGCGCGAGCUUCGAGCCAAGAAGAUCGUCCGCGGGAUCACGCUGGACCGGAGGACCAGGCUGAGGAUUCAGCACCGAUGGCCCUGCCUGUACCACGUCCUCCGUGAGGGCACGCCGAAGCUUCAGGCCCUUAACAAUGAGAGGCUCCUCCCCACAUGGCGAGAGGAGAGCUACGGGGAGCUGUCUGCUAUCCUGGAACAGUCCUGUUACUGUGUUCAGCAUCUGGACAGCUGGCUUUGGUAGUCAACUGUAAAUGAAGUACAUCCCACAUCUGGUGGUCAGUUGGUAGAUUCCAGAAGAAAGCAGUAUAUUUCCUGUAAACUCGCCAUCGCUGGCCUGAUUUAAGUGAACUGAACGUGCACUCAUGGGGACACAUAAUCAAAUGACUGCAAACUGUUUCCAAAACAGUAAGCUGCUGCUGUUAAUGUGGAGACACUUUCCUAAAUGUCGACAAGACAAUGAUAAACAGCGUGUCUGUAAUUGUUUUAUUUUGUUGGUCCAAUAUCUCCAAAAAAAAAACAAAAACUGAUUGUACUGUGUUACUGGCCUGGAUUCAUGGUCCGUGGUCCGUGUUAUGAAAAGAAGACUAAACGACUGAGUGAGUGUAAUGGCUCCUCAAAGCUGUUGAGCGAUGCCUUUUAAACUUUAACUAAACUUGUUCAAAGAGAAACCUGUGACAGCGAACCAGGGCUCACUGCUGAGGCGGGAAAACAACAAUCCAGACUAAAGGCAAAAUAUUUGGAGAAAAACAUUUGAAUUUUAUAUUAAAGUCAGCAUUGAGAAAAAAAAGUGUAAUUUCAAGAUAACAAGUUAUCUAAAAAGUCCUGAAUCAUUUUCAGAAACAUGUGUGAUGUAAUGAGAGAAAAGAAAAUGUUAUAAUCUGAUAUAAAAAUCACAGGGACAGAUUAUUUAAAUCUCAAAAUAUCAGAUUUUUAAACAAAAUUAUCAACAUUGAGUUUUUUCUUGAAGUAUCCUGAUUUUUUUUUUUUAGAAGUAUUUCAAAUAUAUAUUACAAGUUAAUAUUACAACUUUUCCCAUCCAAAAUAUUAUUUUUUCCCUAAAAAAAAUAAUGUUUAUUCUUAAUAUAUUACAAUUAAACCUCAAAAUAUUUUGCCUUUCUUCUCUGUCUCUGAUUCCCAUUAACAACAUUUUCUCAAUUGUGAAAAACUGACAUGUACUGUAUUGUAUCGAUCACUAUUGUUAUUAUUUUGGUUAUUGAUUGAAUGCAGUUGUAUUUAUCAUCACACAUUCAGAUGUAAAGCUGCAAAGAAACAGAGCUUCUGACUAGAAAACUGCACAAACCGCCGACGAGAUCAGGCGUGAGCUGAUAGUACACGACUGAUCUCGUCGGCCGUUUACACAUUUUAACCACGUAAAUCUCAGUAACAACAGAAGAAGAAAAAAUAACAAUCUGUGGCAAGUUAAAACACAACAGUACAGGACCAAAAAGCCUCUCUGAAUUUCUGGGUUCUGACCCUGGGAUUUAAAUGACCUGAAAACACAAGCUGGUUCUGAUUUAAAUACUUGGCACCUUCAGACUGACAGUAUUAAUCUGGUGUAAUCCCAAUCAGGAACCAGGUAUCAUUCCAGUGCUGGACCAGUUUGCACCCGACAUGUUUUUAUUUCCUUGUUGAUGUGUGAUUUUAGAUGAAAUUUUAAUCAUGUAUUUUUAUUUUAAAAGCAGAGAGAGCUAAUGUAUCGUUUUUUUCUUUUAUUUAGGUUUUAAGACAUUUAACCUGCCUGUCUUAAAAUGACAUUUGGAAACUUUUUUUUUUGCACAUUUCCAUUGCUGUUAUGAAAGGUUAAUGUUGUUCGAAUCACUGUAGCAAGCAAGUGACCAAAAUCCAGCUGUUAUUGUUUGUGAUCAUGGAUUCCAGAUAUAUUUUACAUGUAUGUAAAGUUGUGACAUUUUAUUUCCAUUCCUUCUUCUUUUUUGUUUUUUAUCCCGAGCCUCCACUGUUUUGCCUCUGGCUGUCGAGAAAUGGAGUCGGUGCCUUUUGCAGUUUCCCUCCUAAUCAGUAGAGGACCUUCUUCUCAAAGAUUUGGCGAACAGGAUUUCUCUCGCAACAGAAACGCGGGUGUGUUUACAGCUGCACGAUAGUGAAACGCUCGCGUCUUCAAACUGAUGGAUUCUGAUCAUUUCACUCCAGUUACUUGAGCUGCAGAUGUGUGUCUGAGGGUAUUUAUUUUCUCCAGGAUAUAUCGAUGUAUGUGUGAGAUGUGGUUGAUGUUAUGAAACUUUUUGAGUGUAGUUUCACAAGAUCCUUCAAAAGUAUAAUUUUUUGUUAUCAUUGUUUUAAUCGUGUGUGUGUGUGUGUGUGUGUGUGUGUGUGUGUGGUUGUGUGUGUGUGUGUGUGUGUGUGUGUGUGUGUGUCAUCAACUCAUAGUUUCUCAGAGAAACAUGAAUAAUUUAACCGAUGACAGCUCUGAUCCCAGAUCUCCUGCUGUCUGAGGAAUAAAUCCUUCCUGAAAACAACAUAUCUAAAUGUGUGAGUAGAACAUCCUGACAGAUGUGGUAACAUCUGGUCCAUAAGACUUUUUUUUUUUUUUUUUUUUACAUAAUAAAUGAUUACGGUUUUGAGUUUUCUGGAAUCCAAUA